CGCUCCGAGGAAGUUUUUUUUCAGAAGUGCAGAACUGAUGCUUCAGAUGCAGAUUAAACGGAACAAUUCCGGACAGUCUGGAUCUGAAGACAUGCCUCGUUCAUUAGAGCAUAGAGCAUUGGAGAAUAGUUAGUGUUGUAUGACGGUGUUGUAGACAGUUAAUUUCUUUAUUUGCGUUCAAAGAGAAGCGGAAGUGUGUGUGUGUGUGUGUGUGUGUGUGUGUGUGUGUGUGUGUGUGCGCUAACCCUAACCCUAACCCUGAUAAAGUGGUAAAGUUUGUCGCCUGCAUUCCGGAGCAGCAGUAAUGAAGGCGCUCAUCAUUCCACUGUGUGUGUUGUGUGGACUGUAUGUGAGUUGUCAACCUCCCCCUCAUGUUGUGUUUAUUCUGGCUGAUGAUAUGGGCUUUAAUGAUGUGGGUUAUCACGGAUCGGAGAUUAAAACUCCAGUCCUGGACCGGCUCAGCGCUGCAGGGGUCCGACUGGAGAACUACUAUGUUCAGCCGCUCUGUACUCCAUCCAGGAACCAGCUACUAACAGGGAGAUACCAGAUCCAUACAGGGAUGCAGCAUCAGAUUAUCUGGCCCUGUCAGCCAUACUGUGUUCCCCUGGAGGAGAAGCUGCUGCCGGAGCUAAUGGUGGAGGCGGGGUACUCCACUCACAUGGUGGGCAAGUGGCACCUGGGCAUGUACCGGAGGGAGUGUCUGCCCACCCGCCGAGGCUUUCAUUCCUUCUUUGGCUAUUUGACAGGAUCAGAGCAUUAUUACACUCAUGAGCGCUCUUACUUCAUCACGCCACUAAAUGUCACACGCUGCGCUUUGGACCUUAGGGAUGGCGAGGAGAUGGCAACGAUGUACCGCCAAGUGUAUUCUACUGAACUCUUCACACACAAAGCAGUCAACAUCAUACUCAACCACAGCACCCAAGCGCCUCUGUUCCUGUACGUAGCUCUGCAGGCAGUUCAUGCUCCAUUACAGGUACCUGAACGCUACACACAUCCCUACAGCUUCAUUAAGGACACUUCGCGCAGGGUUUAUGCUGGAAUGGUUUCGGCUAUGGACGAAGCUGUAGGGAAUAUCACUAGGGCGCUACAGGAUGCAGGAAUUUGGAACAACACCAUUCUCAUCUUCAGUACAGAUAAUGGCGGUCAGACACUGUCUGGGGGCAGUAACUGGCCUCUGCGUGGAAGGAAAUGGUCUCUCUGGGAGGGCGGCGUCAAGGGUGUGGCUUUUGUCACUGGACCACUUGUGAAGCAACCUGGCACUGUGAAUCGAGAGCUAAUACACAUCUCUGACUGGCUGCCCACUCUAGUGAAUGUUGCUGGAGGAUCAACCAAUGGGACAAAGCCGUUAGAUGGAUUUAACAUGUGGGACACUAUCAGCAAAGGAAAAGCCUCUCCAAGACAGGAAUUGUUACACAACAUUGAUCCACUAUAUGUUGACGUUGCACCAUGUCCAGGAAAAGCUGCAGUAGCUGAACAGGAAAUGUUCGAUUCCUUAACGAGAGACGCAUUCAGGAGAAACUCAUUAAGGACAGGGUCUGUUUCUGCGUCACAUUUUAAUGUCUCCAUGCAUGCUGCUAUUCGCUACCAGAACUGGAAGCUCCUGACUGGAUAUCCUGGUUGUCCUGUGUGGUUCCCUCGUCCAGGUGAGACAGUAGGUGGAGUCUCAGAUGAAGUCCCGCCCCUUAAGAAGGUGAUGCUGUUUGAUAUUGACACUGAUCCCCAAGAGAGAAAUGAAAUUUCUCAUCAGCACCCAGAAAUUGUGGAUUUCCUCUUAAAGCGAUUAAAAAGUCUGCAGGAAGGAGCAAAGCCUAUCAACUUUCCUCCCGAUGAUCCCCGCUGCGACCCCCAAAAAGCCGGUGCCUGGGGGCCAUGGCAGUGACCUGGGCCUCACCUAUUAUUUGUUAGAAUUACUUCAAUUAUUAGAACUGCCUCAUUUAAUUGAUCACAAAUAACAAAAAAUAUUUUUUAUGUUUUUUUUUUUAAGUGGAUCUGCACACUUUUGAACUUGAAUGUGUUUUAUAUGCCGUUUAUUUAAAUCUGUACUGUAUUAGGGGUGUAACGACACAACAAAAUUCACGGUUCGGUACUUACCUCGGUUUUUGCCACAGUUUGGUUCAAUUUUGGUAUUUUUUAGGGGGAAAAAUUGCAAAACAUAAAAUUUCUUGUCAUUUUUUUAUUAACAGGUUUAUUAUUAUUAACAUUUGUGAUCAACAUUUGAACAGUUUACAUUUACAAUUUUAAAUAAAAGCCUGCUUGUUUAAAUAAAAAA
Silurus meridionalis is the source of this 2269-nucleotide messenger RNA. Its product is annotated as arylsulfatase B. NCBI's taxonomy places the organism in Eukaryota, Metazoa, Chordata, Actinopteri, Siluriformes, Siluridae. The record is from RefSeq and is a predicted model, not a curated record. The transcript is spliced from 8 exons. The coding region runs from base 305 to 1879 and encodes 524 amino acids.